UCGAGUCUUCGAACGACAACGUACCGCGAACUCGAGACAUUUCCCUCCAAUAUUACGAGCGUUCGUUCGACGAUCAAACGAUCAACCCUCUCCGUCAGGACGCGAGAAACGAUGACACUCCGCCACGAUCCCGAGGGAAAGUUCGAGGUCUCGCGCGUUCAACUUUCUCGGUGUUUGACCCUUGCUUUUGCUUUGCAUCGUCUGACACCUGUCAGGACCGCUUUCGCGAUACCAAACAUACCUCGUUUCGUUCCUCGAUAGAGCUCGAAGGAAAUUUUUUAACCUUUCUGCGAUUAAUUGUUUGCCCGAUUGUUCACGAACAGGAUUAAGAAGAUAAGAAGAAUUUGCCUGGGCUUCGCCGUUUCUCUUAUCUGAUCGGAAAUUAAUUAAAACGAGACAUUUUCUCGCGAGAGAUCUUGCCAUUAUCGAGAUAACGAUACGACGCGAAUUCGAGUAACGGUGAUAAAAGAAUUUGCUCGAUCUCUUGGUCGAGAUAACGAAUGGUAUUAGCUUUGUUUUCGCGGAGGGCGAGAUUGUCGAUCGUUUCGCAUUUCAAUUAGAAGCGACAAUAUGGAAAUAUCGGAGAGAUAAGGGAGGGGCAUAGGUAAAUUUGCGACGAGACCUUACGGAAAUCCUUCAAAUUCUUCUUACUCGCUCAGCGGUGAACGCUGAAUUCAUCCGAACGCGUUCGUAAACUUCAUUUGUCUUGUUCGAUUCGCUAUAUCGUUUCGGUUUGUUUCGUUGUUGCUUGUAGCAUAGAAUUCGGUGUCCGUGGAGAACGUGAAAUGAGGUGGUAAACGGUGAAGAAUAUCGGUGUUCCCGGUAGCGAGAUCUCGCGGUUGUUUUGAUCGCGUGCGAACUUUCGCGCGAUGAUGCAGGCUGCCUGAUAGAACGCGAUCGUUUAUCGGGAAAGAAACUUUGCAAUCGAAAGAGGUUCGAGCCUUCCCGUGAAUCAGAAGACCGUGGAUGCAGCCAGGUGUUGGAGGCGGGAGUGGCGUGGCCCACACAGGUGGGACAGGUGACGACGAGGCUCCAAAAGACCCCGGUAUUCGAAUCACUCAUCAAUCUUACACCGAGAAGGAUUACGAAGGUCACAGAGCGCACACGGUGUACGUGGGCGUGCAUCUACCUGGAGAAAGGAGACAUCGUCGUCACCACAAGCACCAUCAUUCCCAGCGUCAAACGUACAGUACCACCAAGGAAAAUGUCGACAGCGAUAGACCCAUUACCCCGCCAGCCCAAAGGGUGCAGUUCAUCCUGGGCGAGGAAGUCGGCGACGAUGCUCACGAGUCCCAUCCUCUCUUCUCCGAGAUGGAGGAGCUCGUCAAGGAUGGGGAUGAGAUGGAAUGGAAGGAAACAGCCAGAUGGAUCAAGUUCGAGGAGGACGUGGAAGAGGGUGGAAACAGAUGGAGUAAACCUCAUGUAGCGACUCUAUCGUUGCACUCGUUGUUCGAGUUGAGAAGCCUGCUGUUAAAUGGCACCGUGAUGCUGGACAUGGAGGCAACAAGCUUGGAACAAAUCGCCGAUUUAGUCCUGGAUAAUAUGAUCAACAAGGGAUCGUUAGCCAUCGAGUCGAGGGAGAAGGUCAGGGAAGCACUUCUGGUAAGACAUCGACACCAACACGAGAGGCGUAAGGACAACAACAUGUCCAGGCUACCGAUCAUCAGAUCGCUAGCCGAGAUCGGACGGAAUCAUUCCUCCUCGAAGAAUGAAGACUGUUCAUGUGGUUUGCAUGCGUUGUUGACGUCAGAUUUACAGGAGCGUCGCGAACCCGUGGACGCGUAUGCGCCCGCGGUGGCGCGCAGCAGUAGCUGUCCAAAUUCGAACACGGCUCUGCUGUCGAAAGAAGCGAAAGAUCUUAAAGGACCAUACCUUCUGGUUCCAGUGGAGGAAUCGAAUUCCGCCCCGGCGAUCGCCGGUGCUACAAGUCACGGCAGUGGGGCAGUGCUGAAUGCCGGUAGCCGUUUCCUUGCCGUUCCCGGUAAUCCCGGCCAAGAACCAGGCACCAACGGGAUGGAUCGAAGUCCAAGCAGCGUGUCAAUUAGCAGAAACCACAGUUCAUCGGCUUUGGAAAAUGGAGACGCGAAUCACAGGGCUAACAUACAUUUUAUGCGAAAAAUACCAGCAGGGGCCGAGGCGAGCAAUAUUCUCGUUGGAGAGGUCGAUUUUUUAGAUAAGACCCUGUCAGCGUUUAUUCGGCUAAGCCAGGCGGGAAUAAUGGGCGAUUUAACGGAAGUUCCUGUACCAACGAGAUUUAUAUUCGUCCUGCUAGGACCCACGGGAGGAAUCUCAGGUUUCCACGAAAUCGGUCGCGCGAUGGCUACUUUAAUGUCGGACGAGGUUUUCCACGAUGUGGCUUACAAGGCAAAAAAUAGGAAUCACUUGUUGGCUGGAAUCGACGAGUUCCUGGACGCGGUCACGGUUCUACCGCCAGGAGAAUGGGACCCUGCCAUCAGGAUAGAACCUCCUGCAGCGAUUCCUUCGCAGGACGUGAGAAAACGGCCGAAAGAAGAGAAACCGAAGGAGGAAUUCGACGAAGAGGCGGAUGAACAGAAACAAAGGGAAGAAUCGGGUCUCUCUAGGUCGGGGAAACUGUUCGGCGGUUUGAUCAACGACGUUAAGAGGAAGGCACCCUUUUACCUAUCCGAUUUUAAAGACGCUUUGGCGUUGCAAUGCGUGGCCUCCUUCAUUUUCCUCUACUUUGCUUGCCUAUCGCCUAUCAUCACCUUCGGUGGCUUACUGGGCGAAGCCACUGGAAAGAAUAUGGCCGCCAUGGAGUCGCUUGUUUCCGGUUUCGUGUGCGGUAUCGGUUACGGAUUCUUCUCUGGACAACCUUUAACCAUUCUAGGUUCAACCGGGCCAGUUUUGGUCUUCGAAACGAUCGUCUACGAAUUUUGCAAAAAAUCUGACUGGAACUACAUGUCCUUUCGUUUCUGGAUCGGCUCGUGGAUAACGUUGAUCUUGGUAAUCUUGGUCGCGGUCGACGCUAGCGCCCUGGUGUGCUACAUCACGCGAUUUACGGAAGAAAACUUUGCCACCCUCAUCGCGUUCAUCUUCAUUUACAAGGCUAUCGAGAACGUGCUGUCGAUAGGUAAAAAGUACCCGAUCAACACUCACGCUAACGACCCAUUUAGCUUCGAAUGCUGGUGCAGGCCACCAAAUGGUAGUUUACCGUCUAGCUACGAUAACGUCAAUUGGACAGCGUUGGAUCCGAAAGCAUGCCAGAGCUACAACGGCACGCUCGUGGGCGAUGGUUGUAAUCUACCGCAUUACAUACCCGAUGUGUUCCUCAUGUCAAUUAUACUCUUUAUGGGCACAUUCUUACUAUCCGUCGAACUCAAAGAUUUCAAAAACGCUCUUUUCUUCCCAUCAAAGGUCAGACAGGUGGUCAGCGAUUUCGCGGUGAUAAUCGCGAUUUUCUCGAUGAGCGCGCUCGAUCACUUCGUCAACAUCCCGACGCCAAAGUUGGAAGUACCUGAAGAAUUUAAGCCGACGUUGAACGGUCGAGGAUGGAUGAUCUGGCCCUUCCAAAACAAUCCUUGGUGGAGCGCCAUCGUCGCGUGUCUGCCUGCUCUAUUAGGCACUAUAUUGAUCUUCAUGGAUCAGCAGAUUACAGCGGUGAUAGUGAACAGGAAAGAGAACAAACUGAAGAAAGGAUGCGGUUAUCAUUUGGAUCUGUUCAUUCUCGCGAUUCUGAUUGAGAUUUGCUCCGUAAUGGGAUUGCCAUGGUUCGUGGCUGCUACGGUGCUUUCUAUAAACCACGUGAACUCGUUGAAGCUGGAGUCCGAAUGCGCUGCACCGGGAGAGAAGCCACAGUUUCUCGGUGUACGAGAACAACGCGUCACGCAUAUACUGAUCUUCCUGAUGAUCGGAUGUUCCGUUCUAUUGACGCCAAUGUUGAAACAUAUACCGAUGCCUGUACUGUUUGGCGUGUUUCUGUACAUGGGAGUCGCUUCUCUGAAGGGUCUACAAUUCUUCGAUAGGAUACUUAUCAUGCUGAUGCCCGUCAAAUAUCAACCAGAUUACAUGUUCCUUCGACAGGUACCCUUGAAACGCGUGCAUCUGUUUACCGUGAUACAAUUGGCCUGUUUGGCUUGCUUGUGGAUUAUAAAGUCAUUUAGCAGUACGUCCAUUUUGUUCCCAUUGAUGCUCGUGGUGAUGAUCGGGAUACGCAAAUCCCUGGACCUGUUUUUCACCCAAAGAGAACUGAAGAUCCUGGACGACGUUAUGCCGGAGCCGAGCAAAAAACAUGCAGACGAUCUUCGCCAGUUGGAGAGUGGCGAGGAACAGAACGAAUCUAUGGGGUAUGGACCAUCGGGAAACAUACAGAUUUCCCUAGCGAACGGGAACGUUAUGAAGAUUCCGAUGACCAGCAUCAACAUCAGCGAGGAGGUAAACAAGACGGGCAUUUGGCAGCAGGUGAACGAGGGUAACGAGAAAACGAAGCAGGCCAAAUUAAUAAGCACGGGGAAACAAAAGAAACAUUCGAAGAAGGAAAACUCGUUAAUGGCUGACGAGACUACGAGGCUAACCACGAUGACCGAGGAAGACGAGGAUGACAAUGGGAUCUCUAUCAAGGUGACAAACGUAGACUUGAUACGAUCGAAGGAAAGCAUCAGCCCGUUAACGAUUAACGGCACUACCUCGGCUGAGACUUCCGUCUAACGAAAGCAUCGGUUAAAAGGAAACGAACCCUCGAGAGAUAGUCUUUCAAACGACUAAUCGUUAAAAGAUUCCAAUGGUUCCCUUUUUUUAUUUCAUUGCGACUACACGACAAAUAAUACGAACAUUUGACUGGCGUACAGGGUGUCUCAAAAAGAUUGUACACCAUCAACAAAAAAUUGCAACAUUAACAAUAUGUUUGAGAAAUCUUUGUGAAACACCCUGUAAAAGAAAAUGAUUAUAACACGAUAAUGAACGCGAGCAAAUGGCAUUCGAAGAUCUACAAGAGACAAUUAAUUCUUUAUUUCAGAUAAAUGAAAUCUGAAUUAUUUUAUCGCGUUUAUGGACUCGGUUCAGAAUAAUUAACGAGUGCUGCUAUUAUCGGGUAUCUCACGAUAGAAUCAACACGAUUCGAGGAAGAAGAAAAAAAAACGCACACCGUUGAAAUUAUGAUACAGAACGAUUGCAUAGAUUUAAGGUUCGAUCGGUGAAACGAUUAUCGCUGGGUCCUUAAGUCUACCAUUGUCAGUGUGCAAUAUUAACGUGUAUUUAUUAAUUUAGCUAAUAUAGAGUCUGUGACCGUAAUAGAUACGCCAAUGAAACCCCUUUGAUACUUUCGAUGUAUCCUUCGAGGGAUUUUUUGUCGAGGAACUUUGCACGAGAAAAUGCAUCGAGAGAGUCGUUAUCGAUUAAUUUUUCACUAAUAUUCGUAAUAGAUAGAAAUUUCUUUGCCAGCUCGAUUGCUUUCUAUCAAAAUUAUCAUUGUGCGUGUUUGCCUAACCUUUUUCGGUCGAAUUCGCUCUAAAAUCAAGCAAACGUUAUAAUAGAUCUUUUUAUAUUUCUAACGUAUAAUACAUCAACGGUAAUACUGACAAAAUAUUAAAUUUGAAAUAAAAAUACUUUGGCAAGCAUAUUUUGCCAACCGACUGAAAAGGGUUGCAAAAAAGCUUUUGAUACGUCAAAUACCGGCCAGCAGCGACAAUAUUUAUUAUAUUAUACGAUAAAGUAUAUAGAGCAUGUUUUUUACGCGAGAACAGUGAUGAAAGUUUCCUAUUCGAAAUGGAAUUUAGAUGGAAAAAUGUGAACUUGUCGAGUAGAGAAGAUUUUUUCGCGUUCUUUUUUUAAUGAAGAAAAAAGAAUCGAACGCAGUAUAAAACACAGUCCCUUGAAGGAUGUCCUUUUUCGUUCGUCGAACACGAACGAUCAAAUUUUUAUGAUAUUAUAAGUCUUUCAAAUAGAGAAUGCAACGUUCCGAAUAAUGGAGGAUCGUUACACGAACUAAUUGUUAUCUUUCUUCUCCGCCGAUUUACUGCAAGACAGACUAAUGAAACCGGAUCGGUGAGAGGGGAUUAGCAGAGAAUAUUUGAUACGAUAUUUUUCAGACGACGCAUUAUGGUGUUAUUAGCUGUUGAAACAAUUGUUCGAAGUUAAGUUCACCGAUAUACGAGUAAACAAGUCUUCGUGUAAUGCCAAUAUGGAGGAUGUAUAGUCCUCGGAGGUUUAAUAAACCAGCGAACGAAUAUCGGACAGUAUUUCGCUAGAAUGUACAUAUAUUUUUGAUCUGAAUAUAUUUCGAUCGUACUGGAAUCCAUAAUUUUAGCUGUCUUAGCUCCGCGUUCAAUCAGUAUUUCAAUCUGAAAUACUGUCGAAUAUUCGUGAAAGACAAAGCUGUUAGUGAAAAUGUACGAAUGUAGGAUGUUAACCCUUGAAUAGCGGAAGCCGGGCAAAUUGCAACCUAGAUCCACGUUCUUUUCGCGGAAAACUUUUCUAUGUUGAAGAAAUAAUAAAGAAGAAUCUGAAAUUUAAUUUAAACUUUGAAACAUAGGUUGGGUUAGCAAAGGCCCGUUCCGCCGUUCAACAAUCGACGUAAAAGAACAAGUGACCACGUAAUACUUGAUAGUAUAAUAGAAGAUACUCGUAUUUUAGACGCUUUAAAAUUCGUGAUCACAAACAGUACGCGUGUACGUACGAAGAAACGAAGAGACUCGUUGCGAGCAACAAAAUAUGUUAAUCAGCCACGAUCAUAUAAUUCGCUGCCAUGCAUGCAAUUGAUGUAUUAUUAUUCCUCUUUAACGGAAUUGUCGAUAAAUUCUAAUUAAACAGACAGAA
Molecule: messenger RNA, 6771 nt
Organism: Megachile rotundata (alfalfa leafcutting bee)
Lineage: Eukaryota; Metazoa; Arthropoda; Insecta; Hymenoptera; Megachilidae
Gene: Ndae1
Product: Na[+]-driven anion exchanger 1
Biological process (GO): regulation of intracellular pH; bicarbonate transport; transmembrane transport
Cellular component (GO): plasma membrane
Molecular function (GO): solute:inorganic anion antiporter activity; sodium:bicarbonate symporter activity; monoatomic anion transmembrane transporter activity
Source: RefSeq, a predicted model, not a curated record